Messenger RNA from Setaria italica (foxtail millet), 3313 nucleotides. Its product is annotated as pentatricopeptide repeat-containing protein At5g66520. The record is from RefSeq and is a predicted model, not a curated record. NCBI's taxonomy places the organism in Eukaryota, Viridiplantae, Streptophyta, Magnoliopsida, Poales, Poaceae. The transcript has 2 exons. Gene Ontology annotation, molecular function: protein binding; RNA binding. Bases 269 to 1975 code for a protein of 568 amino acids. Gene Ontology annotation, biological process: RNA modification.
CUCCGAGAGAUGUGGGAGCUGAUCCACAACCACAGGCUCUUCGCUGACCUCCGAUCCGAUCCCGACAACAGGCCAUGGCGGCAGCCGCAGCCGCAGCGGCAGACACACGGCCACCACACGUGCUCCUUUAUUUGGCUCUCGGUCUCAGUACUUUGAGAACGAAGAGCAGCUAGCGGCGGCGGCGCAUCAGUGACAGAUCACUCGUGCUUGCCCUUCCUAGCAAGGUCGCCCAAGGAGGAAGAAGAAGAAGCAGCGCCGCGCCGCAGAGAUGGCGGCCGCCUCCUCCUCCACCGUCGUAGCUCCGGCCUCCACCCCGGCCAGCUUCCUCGGGAAGAAGCUCAGGCCGACGCAAGCGACGACGGCGGCGGCCGUGAACUACUACCAUGUCAAGAGCUCCAGCGGCGCCAACAGGUUCAAGGUCAUGGCCGCCCCGACCCCCAUCCCGCUAACCACCAUCGCCGAGCUGCGGCAGCACCACUCGCAGCUCGUCCGCCUCGGCCUCGCCUCCCACCCUUCCCACGCGCGCCGCCUCCUCUCCUUCCUCGCCCGCGACCCCGACUCCCACUUCCCCUACGCCGCCCGCCUCCUGGCGCACCACCCGGACCCGCACCCGGCGCUCUUCAACCCGCUCCUCUCCGCCCUCCCGCCGCGCCACGCCGCGCGGCUCCUGGCACUCAUGCUCUCCCUGCCCCUGCCCCCCGACCACUUCACCUUCCCGCGCAUCCUCCCCGGCGCCGCGCCGCUCCUCCUCGUCGCCCAGCUCCACGCGCUGCUCGUCAAGCUCGGCUUCCACUCCCACUCGCAGUCGCUCAACGCACUGCUCGCCGCGUACCUCGCCAAUGCGCGCCCCGACCUCGCCUCCCGUGUCUUCCGCGGCGGGGGUGCCCUAGACGUCGUGUCGUGGACCACCAUGGUCGGCGGGCUCUGCAAGCUGGGGCUGGUCGACGGCGCGCGGGAGGUGUUCGACGGGAUGCCGGAGCGGAACCUGAUAUCGUGGAACGCGAUGAUGUCCGGGUACGUGAAGGCCGGGCGGUUCCUGGACGCGCUGGAGGUGUUCGACGAGAUGCGGGCGCGCGGCGUGGAGGGGAACGGGUUCGUCGCGGCGACGGCGGCGGUGGCGUGCACGGGCGCCGGCGCGCUGGCGCGCGGGAGGGAGGUGCACCGCUGGGUGGCGCGGAGCGGGAUCCGGAUGGAUGACAAGCUGGCGACCGCGAUGGUCGACAUGUACUGCAAGUGCGGGUGCGUCGAGGAGGCGCGGCGCGUGUUCGAGGCCCUGCCGGCGAAGGGGCUCACGACGUGGAACUGCAUGAUCGGCGGGCUCGCUGUGCACGGGCGAGGCGAGGACGCUGUCGAGGUGUUCGCCCGGAUGGAGAGGAAGGGCGUGGCGCCAGACGACGUCACGCUGGUGAACGUGCUCACGGCCUGCGCGCACGCGGGGAUGGUCCGCGAGGGUCGCCGCUACUUGGACCACAUUGUUCGAAGAUACGGCGUCGAGCUGAAGAUGGAGCACUACGGCUGCCUGGUUGACUUGUAUGGAAGAGCAGGGCAACUGGACGAAGCCAAGAAGGUGAUCGACGACAUGCCGAUGGAGCCGGACGUCGGCGUCCUCGGCGCGCUGUUUGGUGCGUGCAAGCUCCACGGCGAUGUCGACUUGGGCGAGGCGAUCGGGUGGCGCGUCAUCGAGCUGGAUCCCCAGAACAGCGGCCGCUACGUGCUGCUGGCGAACCUCCUCGCCACCGCCGGCCGGUGGGAGGACGUGGCCAGGGUCCGGCGGCUGAUGGACGAGCGGAAUGUGAGCAAGGAGGCCGGGCGGUCCGUGAUCGAGGUCGACGGCGAGGUCUGCGAGUUCCAGUGCGGGAGCCUGAGCCAUCACCAGGCAGAGGAGGUGUACGCCAUGGCCAGGGACAUGAUGAGGAGGAUCGGGGCAGAGGGCUACUUGCCCGACACGAGGGACGUGCUGCACGACGUUGCGUAGGGGAGGAGAGCUGGAGCAGGGGCACCGGAUGUCCCAAAAAAACUAUUCUCUCUCCUCAAAGUGUCUUCCAGCAAAAUUGACACAAACAAAAAGUAUCCACCAACAAACAGCCAAGAUGACGCUGGAGAAGCUGCUCGAGUACGGCCACAUGCUGGUGGCGGAGCAGGAGAACGUCAAGCGUGUGCAGCUUGCCGACAAGUACCUCAGCAAGCAACCAGGCAGCUCCGGCCCAGGUAAGCGUGUUCUUUUCUUCCCUCCUAAUUCUUGCACUUCACCAGGUAGACAUGCAUGGACACCGGCGCGUUGCAUUGAAGCCGUCCACCAGCGGCACGUCGUAGAAGCGCCGACCUCCACCACGGUCGCACCGGAGCACGCCGCCGCAGUCGCGCACCCGUGGUGAUCAGUGCAUUCUGAGCUCAGCCUUCAGAGUAAAGGAGGAUGCGGUGUUCUUGAAGAGGCAAGCUGAUCCAAAUGAGCAAUCAUAGGGUAACUAAGAAGAGGUAUAUAUAUCUAACAGGGAUGACAAGCUGGAGGAGGGAAGAUCUCUGCUUUAGCAACCAUCCUCGGGCGGAGCCUGGAUUUAGGUCAGGGGAGCAAUGCACAAAGAAAAGUAGAACGGAUAGCUAUGUGAUUAUGGAUUACUUGCGACGGUGUCAAUUUGGAGCGUGGCCGCGGUAGCGUCGCGCAGUGUUUCAACUCUCAUAUCCGGUCUUCCAGUAGCCAGUCCGACAGUACCAGCGCCACGCAGUUGCGGUGUCCGGCGAACUGGUGAAGGAGAAGAUCGAAAUACCGAAAAUGAAUAGUUGAACGGACAGAGGCACGACGCUUGAUGUUUAGUAUUCCAAACAAUAAUGAAGGGAGAAGGCGAGCAACGACUAGAUAGGCUUAAAUGGGCUGCUUCUUAUUGGGACUAAAAACAAUUAACGUUUGGAAUGAAUAGGAGGAGGCGAGAAGCUGAACACAGCUGAUACAUACAUGUAUAUUUAGAGUGGCGUGUUUGGUUGCCUGCUUCUCCCGUAGCCAGGCUCUGUAAAUGCAACUGACUGCAUGCUCCUUUGGUUUACCGUUGGGCAAUAAUGUGGACGAACAAGGCGGCUGAUGAUGUCGUCGCCGCUGCACAGCAGCAGUUGGUGACGACGAUCCUGUUGCAGCUCCAGCUGGUUUACGACGACGCACCCGGAGCGCGGAGGCGGCGGCGACGACGGAGGGAUCAAAGCGGAGGAGCAGCGAGGGCUCCGGCGGCGGUUGUAGUGUAGGAGUAGGGCGUGACGGCGGCGAGGUUUAAGAACUUGAUACUUGGGAUGAAAUGUUUAAGAAUAACAUGCAUGCACCAGGUUU